CCCAGCAGAUACAGAAGCAGGAGCAAGACAAUCACCAUCACCCUCAUCAUCAUUCUCCUAAGUCCAUCACAGCGUGGAAACGAGGAGGAGGAGCCAGCCGGAGUGAGAAACUGAUGCUCCCAGCAGGUGCCAACAAGUGAGAGGAAGCUGAGAGCCCGAGAAGGUGGGAAUGGAGAAGAGACUGUAAGAGAAGACGCCCAGCUUUCUGAGAGACAACAAACAUCAGCGUUCAGAUCUCUGCAGCCAGUGCAUUUCCCACUUCUUCUAUCUGCAAUUAUUAUUCCCGCUGCCAUGCUGCGCCCCGUGCUGCUGUGUGCCGCUCUGCUCCUCCUGACUCCCUUUGAGAUGACAGAGGCUCGUGCUCUUCAUCCUGCCCCCGAAGCUUCACAGUUUCUGGAGCAGUUUCUUGAGCGCUACGAUGACCUCCUGACCCUGGACGACCUGGAGAACCUUCUAAACAGCCCGACGGACGAUCGGUCCACUGCCUCCUCCUCCUCCUCCUCCUCCUCUGGGGUCAAAGCAGCCGAGUUCCCCAAAUGGGCAGACAUCCAGACUGAGCCCGAGACCCCUUGGCUCCGGCUGCUGAAGGGAGCCCUGGCCAGUCAGAGGCAAGCGGAACCGGAAAGGUCACGGAGAGGAUGGAACAGAGGAUGCUUUGGCUUGAAACUGGACCGGAUCGGGUCCAUGAGCGGACUUGGCUGUUAGUGCAGAGAGAAGAAAAGAUGAGACUGGGGGCAUCCUUCGUAGAUAUGUUCACAAGCAAGCUUUCACCUGCAGAAACAGGAUGUUUACACGUAGUUUCUAUGUAGUUUACUGUAAUGUGUUUUAAGCCAUUGUAGAUUAGAUGCCUCAAAUUUCAUUCCAGACCGAGUACUAGAAAAUGUUAGCUGUUCCCAUGAUAUCCUCACAGUGUGUGUAGUAAAUGUAGACCAAUUUAACAUUUUUGUGUGUAACAAAAACGUGAGGAUCCAAAGACGAUGGCACUGGUAAACCCUCUGCAGUUCCUUUUAUGUUCUCUUAUGAUUUGCAUGAAUAAAUGGA
Messenger RNA from Cyprinodon variegatus (sheepshead minnow), 1041 nucleotides. RefSeq names its product C-type natriuretic peptide 1-like (gene nppcl). NCBI's taxonomy places the organism in Eukaryota, Metazoa, Chordata, Actinopteri, Cyprinodontiformes, Cyprinodontidae. The coding region runs from base 292 to 705 and encodes 137 amino acids. The transcript has 3 exons. Gene Ontology annotation, cellular component: extracellular region. The record is from RefSeq and is a predicted model, not a curated record. Gene Ontology annotation, biological process: receptor guanylyl cyclase signaling pathway; cGMP biosynthetic process. Gene Ontology annotation, molecular function: hormone receptor binding; hormone activity.